Molecule: messenger RNA, 2034 nt
Organism: Patiria miniata (bat star)
Lineage: Eukaryota; Metazoa; Echinodermata; Asteroidea; Valvatida; Asterinidae
Product: splicing factor YJU2-like
Exons: 8
Coding region: 151-1413 (420 amino acids)
Biological process (GO): mRNA splicing, via spliceosome
Cellular component (GO): U2-type catalytic step 1 spliceosome
Source: RefSeq, a predicted model, not a curated record
UGGAUUACUCAACGACGAAUCAAUGCUAUGCUAGUGUCCAGGCUAUAUUCGAGUAAAUCGAAAUCGAAUCGUGUUGCUGUUGAGUGUGAGUAGAGCAGUUUCGUAAAACGAGUUUUGGAACAAGCACAGAUAGUACAGCGCUAAUUCAAGAUGUCGGAGAGAAAAGUACUCAAUAAAUACUACCCUCCGGAUUUUGAUCCGGCUAAAGUGCCUAAGCUGCGCCAGCAUAGGGAACGGCAGUACACUGUGCGCACUAUGGCACCCUUCAAUAUGAGGUGUAAGACGUGCGGUGAUUACAUCUACCAGGGGAAGAAGUUCAACGCCAAGACAGAGAAUGUACAAGAUGAGACCUACCUGGGCCUGCGCAUCUAUCGCUUCUACAUCAAGUGUCCAAAGUGCAUCUCUGAAAUCAGUUUCAAAACUGAUCCUGAAAACGAAGACUACACCAUAGAGAACGGCGCCACCAGGCUGUUUGAAGCGGCCAAGAUGCUGCGCAAGGCUGAGGAGCAAGAGAAACAAGACAGGGAGGAAGAAGAAGCUAACAACCCAAUGAAGGUGCUGGAGAACCGCACCAAGGAUUCCAAGAAUGAGAUGGAGAUCCUUGAGAACCUGGAGGAGUUGAGAGAGAUCAACACUAGAAAGCUAGACAUUGACUACGCCGAGAUCCUACGCAGGAAGGCUGAGGCUCAAGGAGAGAUGCUAAGGAAACAGGAGGAAGAAGAUGAGGCCUACGUAGCGAAGUUGUUUGGCAAGCAAGAUGGAGGCGUGAUUAAGAGAAUAGAAGAUGAUCCUGAUGAGGUAGGAGGAGCUUCAUCGUCAUGGCUGCCUUCAUCCAAGAAAACCUCAGCAGUUAAGAGACCAUCGGACGUCUUGACAAGUGACGAUAAGUUGCAGACAAAGAAGUCCAAGCAAGAAUCCACAGGGUUAAAGUUGAGCUCCAAAUCGGCUCUAGCUGGACUGGUAAAGGUGAAAAAACAGCACCCCAAAUCAAAUCUGCCGUCAACAAAAACAACCCCCAGGGACUCUACUAGUACCCAAGAUAACAACGUAGCACUCGCUACACAAACUGAAGUAGGAAUUGGGGAGACGCGUACACAUGAACAAACAGUUCCUGAACCUGUGAGGGAGCCCUCAACCUCUAGCCAAUCACUGACAACAACAGUGGCCGGGGGGUCCAAUGACUCCAAUCACCAUGACGACCAUCACCAAGACAAUAAUCAUCACCAUGUCAACGAUAUCCCUGAACCAGACAGUGACCAGAUUUCGAGGAGCAUUCAAGAGGGUCUGGGCAAGAAGCUGAUUGCUGGCGGGGGACAGGGUGCCAGACCCAAAGCCAAGUCGGUUGGACUGAGCCUACUAGGCGGGUACACUGUGAGUGAUGACAGUAACGAUAGUGAUGAAUCCGAUAAUUAGAGUUGUUUACAGUUUCUUUUGUUUUAAUAUCACGAUGUACAUUCUGUUGGCUCUGCAUAAGAAUUAUAUAGUCCGAGGGUCAGACAUUCACGUAGGCUGAGCCACGGUUGAAAGUCUGAUAUAUCGUAGCAUGUACAUUUUGUGCGACAUCGCGUGCCAGCCAAUGGGAGUGGUCUGUAGAGACUCCAACAUCGUUUCAGUGUACUAAGCUGUGGAUUGGUCAAUUUGGAUGCCAUGAUUAUAGGUUCCGGAAUACCCGAUAGAAGGCGCACACUGAAUUGUUAGAAUCCCAAGGUAAAACCGCAGUCUUUUUUUGCAUAGUCGUCGAAUCUGCUCACAUAUCAUAGACCCUUGGUGUGAUAGGGGAUAUUCCAUGGAUGAACAACAUAGACCUCAAGCCAGUUUUCUAUUAAAAUCUAAAACAAUUAUGUCACGUGAAUGACAGUCCAUGAGUUUUAUGAAUACAGACGACCUAAACGUGAUCUUCCCAAGAGAAAUCCAGGUAUUUUCUUGUUGCAACACAGGCUGGUGAACAUGGUGAAGGAGCGAAUUGGAACUGUAAUUAUUUUGUUAAGUCUGAUCCUUGAUGACGUAAUAAACUUUGAACAAGCAAACAGACGG